GGUUAUCUUUAUUUAUAUGUCGCCUGCAAGUCUGCAACAUAUCAAACAUUCAUACCGGUCUCUCAGGAGUCAGGAAGGUGAACACCCAAUCUCCCCUACUCUCCUCCCUUUUCAAUCCAUCGGAGAAACUUGCUUGUGAGGUUUGCUUGCUUGAGGCUGGACGAUGCUAUACAUGCUUCAGAAGUUGCUCAAAGACUUGGUUUCUACCUAGUGCAUGACCUUUAAAUUGGGCAACUUUUAUGACAAUGGGAACUCCUUACCGCAGUGGUGGUCUUAGAAAAUCACAUGAUAGUGCCAGACUUAUUAUAACAACAAUAAUGGGAAUGGUGUUUGGAUAUUUUAUAGGCAUGUCCUUUCCAUUUGUCUCUUUAGCGAAGAUUAACUUACCUUCAAGCCUUAUGUCAUCUCAUGAUGUAGCCAUAGUCAGUGAGGAGCAUCAAAAUUUUGCUAGUCGUAGUUUUCCUGAAAACCUUGGUUCGGGUAGCACUCCCAUAACACCUAAGAUCUUUGUACCUACCAAUCCCCGUGGUGCAGAGUCCUUGCCACCAGGAAUUGUAGUCGCAGAAUCUGAUUUUUAUCUACGAAGAUUAUGGGGUGAUCCACAUGAGGAUCUGAUAAGGAAACCGAAGUACUUGGUCACCUUUACAGUUGGUUGGGACCAGAGGAACAAUAUCAAUGCAGCGGUUAAAAAGUUUUCGGAAGAUUUUCAAAUAAUGCUUUUCCAUUAUGAUGGUCGGACAACUGAAUGGGAUCAGUUUGAGUGGUCAAAGCAUGCAAUUCAUGUUAGUAUUAAAAAGCAGACAAAAUGGUGGUAUGCAAAGCGGUUUUUGCACCCUGAUGUCGUAGCUGCUUAUGAUUACAUAUUUAUUUGGGAUGAAGAUCUUGGAGUAGAACACUUCAAUGGGGAUAGGUAUAUGCAACUAGUGAGGAAACAUGGUCUAGAUAUAUCUCAGCCUGGUCUGGAGCCAAACAAUGGAUUGACAUGGCAGAUGACAAAAAGAAGAGGAGACAAAGAAGUUCACAAAGAUACAGAUGAGAAACCAGGCUGGUGCAGUGAUCCACAUCUUCCUCCCUGUGCAGCUUUUGUAGAAAUCAUGGCUCCUGUGUUCUCUCGAGCAGCAUGGCGAUGUGUUUGGCAUAUGAUUCAGAAUGACCUGGUGCAUGGAUGGGGAUUGGAUUUUGCUCUAAGAAGAUGUGUAGAGCCCGCUCAUCAAAAGAUUGGUGUUGUUGAUUCACAGUGGAUUAUUCAUCAAGUCAUCCCUUCUCUUGGGAAGCAGGGCCAGGUUGUAAAUGGUAAAAUUGCGUGGCAAGGGGUAAGAGAGAGAUGCCGAGGUGAAUGGGCGAUGUUCCAAGAUCGCCUGGCUAACGCCGAUAAGCGAUACUUCACGAAGCUUGGUUAAAUGUGUCUCGGCCAGGAUUUGUACAUGCAAUGGCGCUUUGGUUUUCGCACAUCGCCUGUUUCGGGGUGUACCUAAUUAUUCUGAACUACAUUAUCUUUUUUGUUUUGUUUUUUUUGUUUUGUUUUGUUUUUUUUUUUUUUUUUUUUUUUUUU
Messenger RNA from Ipomoea triloba (trilobed morning glory), 1552 nucleotides. RefSeq lists its product as uncharacterized. The coding region runs from base 240 to 1400 and encodes 386 amino acids. The transcript is spliced from 15 exons. The record is from RefSeq and is a predicted model, not a curated record. NCBI's taxonomy places the organism in Eukaryota, Viridiplantae, Streptophyta, Magnoliopsida, Solanales, Convolvulaceae.